CCACUAUGGACCCCAGUACCACAAUUCUUCGAGUUAAAAGGAAAAGGGGGACAGACCCUGCGGAUGCAUUAUUACUGGCCUGUAAGCGAAUUAGACCCGAGGCCUCGACUCAGCCCGCUGGCGAAUCUGUCCCCGAGCCCGAAGAUGCAAAAAUUGAAAAUUCUGUCUUCAAACUCGUGGCAACUGUAGCAUCCCAGGAUGUUCCAGUUCAAACACAUGUGCGAGAGGCUCUCAGCCGCCCGCGGUUGGUCCACGCGCUACGGCCAUCUGGGGGAAGCUCACAAAGGAUCAUUGGAGACCUGCGCAGCACCAAGUGGAAUACCAGGCGAGAAGAACGCUACCGAAUUCUCUCCAGUCAUCGUGCUGGGCUUUCAACGGAGCCUGCUCUUGCUGGAGAUGGAGACGGAGAAGGGAAAUCAGAUCAGCCCGACUCAGAGGCUCGUUUAUCGCUCGGAGAUGUGCAAGUGUUUGACAUUGUUCAGGAGGAGGAUGAUAACAUCAAGGCUCCUGGCAAGGCUGUCGCCUCGGAUCCAGAAACAAUCCUCUGUAACUCGGUGAAGAUGAUCCGGGAGAAGCUGACAGUAUCUGAGGAUGGAUCUGGUACUGAGCACCGGGAAAAGGAUGAUGAUUAUGUGUACGACCUGUAUUAUCAGGAAACUGUCACGCCAGGCUGGAUUCAGGACAUUCUAUCAGUCAGGCCCUAUAUGGAGGAAGGAGAGCUGGUGCCUGAAGAGGUGGCUUUGGAAGAAGAGGUGUAUGAUGACGAGGAUGAUGAGAAUGAAGAAGGGAACUGGAGGAAUGACUACCCCGAUGAAGAAGACAGCGAGGACGACAGCGGCACUGAAGAGCGCUAUGGAGAUUGCUGGAGCGAGGAACACUCCUACAGUCGGAGGUCCUGGGGGCAGUACCGGAGAGACGUGUUACGGGAGCUGGAGGAUGAGUCCGAUGACGAGGAUGAAAGGGAGGGCUUUGAUUCAGACUGAGACCCUCUGGAGCUCUGACCGUGAGAGUGGCAGUCUUUUCUUUUUUUUUUUUUACUGAGACGUGUUGGGUGAAUCUGUGUGUAAUUUGUGUGUAAAGUGAAUGUGUCUGGUAGACUUAACACAGAAAAAGCAUCGUGCUUUGCGUUGUGUGUUAGUGAGAUGAGUGAUUGUUAUUUGCAGUGUUACUGACUGUUUGACAUGCACAGUACUAUGAAUGACUAUACGAUUACAACUUUGAGUAUGUGAAUGUGUGGAGUGCUU
Chanos chanos (milkfish) is the source of this 1244-nucleotide messenger RNA. RefSeq names its product solute carrier family 7 member 6 opposite strand (gene slc7a6os). The record is from RefSeq and is a predicted model, not a curated record. Lineage: Eukaryota; Metazoa; Chordata; Actinopteri; Gonorynchiformes; Chanidae. The transcript is spliced from 5 exons. The coding region runs from base 6 to 983 and encodes 325 amino acids. Gene Ontology annotation, biological process: developmental process.